Messenger RNA from Solanum dulcamara, 1918 nucleotides. RefSeq names its product mannan endo-1,4-beta-mannosidase 6. The record is from RefSeq and is a predicted model, not a curated record. Lineage: Eukaryota; Viridiplantae; Streptophyta; Magnoliopsida; Solanales; Solanaceae. The transcript is spliced from 6 exons. Bases 491 to 1717 code for a protein of 408 amino acids. Gene Ontology annotation, molecular function: hydrolase activity, hydrolyzing O-glycosyl compounds.
CCUCUUGAUCCAUAAUCUAUAAAGAACUUGUAUAGUACAGUGAAUUUCAGUAAGUAUGCACAUUUUUUCUGUUUUUUAGAUUUAUAGUAAUGAUGCUCCAUUUCCAAUGCUUUGAAGCCAAGGACCACUUCCCAUCUGACAGUUAGGAUGUUAACAUUGCUGACUACUGAGGGGUCUGGGUUUUAUUUUUUCACAAAGUAUUCUAUUGAUAAAGACAUUUGAGCCAAAUUUGAAAGCCAACCAUCACAAACUUUAUAUUUUGGUUUACUACUUAAUGUCAAAGUUAUUAAUUUGAUCAAUAUCCAUAAUCAUUUUUAAUGUUUUGAGAAAAGAAUGGAAAUAUGAAUAUAAUGUGACUAGUUGAAGGGACCAUGGAUCUUUGCUUUCAAGGUAGCUUUGUUCAUUCCCUCAAGAACACUUCUGUCUAUUAUCAUAAGCUUGUUGCUUAUAAAGAACAACCUCGGAAGCAUCCUGCUGGCUGUUGGGAGGGAUGGAAGAUGGAGAUGCGUGGACGAUGGUACAGAAGAGCGGGAACCAAUUUGUGGUGAAUGGACAGCCGUUCUAUGUGAAUGGAUUCAACACUUACUGGUUGAUGGUGUUUGCUGCUGAUCAGUCCACAAGGGGAAAAGUUACUGAGGUGUUCCAGCAGGCAUCUGCUGUCGGUCUAUCAGUAUGCCGGACCUGGGCUUUCAACGAUGGACAAUGGCGUGCUCUUCAGAAAACUCCUGCUGUUUAUGACGAAGACGUUUUCAAGGCUCUGGAUUUUGUGGUGAGUGAAGCCAAAAAACUCAAGAUUAGGCUGAUACUGUCACUAGUCAACAACUGGGAAGCAUAUGGUGGAAAAUCCCAGUAUGUAAAAUGGGGUAAAGCUGCUGGCCUGAAUUUGACUUCUGAUGAUGACUUCUUCUCUCACCCCACACUCAAAAGCUACUACAAGGCUCAUGUGAAGGCUGUGCUCAAUAGAGUUAAUACCUUUACUAACAUGACAUAUAAGGAUGACCCUACUAUUUUCAGUUGGGAACUGAUGAAUGAGCCGCGGUGUGAAUCAGAUCCUUCUGGGGAUAAACUGCAGGCUUGGAUACAAGAAAUGGCAGUUUAUGUGAAGAGCAUAGAUCCGAAGCAUUUGUUGCAGAUCGGACUGGAAGGUUUCUAUGGUCCCUCGACUCCUAAUAAAGUUCAGGUCAACCCAAACUCCUAUGCUCAACAAGUUGGAACUGACUUCAUUAGAAAUCAUCAGGUUCUUGGCGUUGAUUUUGCUUCAGCUCACAUAUAUCCUGACUCUUGGAUUUCACAAUCGAUUUCUGAUGCUCAUAUUGAAUUCACCAAGUCAUGGAUGCAAGCACACAUUGAUGAUGCGGAGAACUAUCUCAACAUGCCAGUCGUAUUCUCAGAGUUUGGUGUUUCUGCAAAAGAUCCUGGCUACAAUUCAACUUUCAGGGACACAUUAAUCAGUACAGUUUACAAGACACUCUUGAAUUCUACUAAGAAAGGAGGGGCUGGAGGUGGAAGUCUUUUGUGGCAAGUCUUUCCAGAAGGAACAGAUUACAUGGAUGAUGGUUAUGCAAUAGUACUUUCAAAGGCACUUUCAACCUCAAACAUCGUAUCUCUUCAUUCUAAGAGGCUAAAUACCUACAAUUCCCUCUGCUCUUGGAAAUGCCACUGGGGUUGCAAGAAGAAACAUGUCCUUGACGACUUCCAAUUUCAUGAAGAGCUUUAAACAUGUUGAAGAAGCUAAGGUAUGCGAAUGUUUGCAUGAGCCGUAAAAGACUAAUGUAUCUAAUGUGGAAUAUAAAUUCAGUUCGUCUUGUAAGAAAUAACGAUAAGCCAAAGUGUAUGCACAACUCCAAUAAAGAAAAAAUAGUAUCUAUAUGUAAAGUAUGUUCAUGAAGUUAAUACAACCUGCCUUUGUUGUUGAUUU